Messenger RNA from Chrysochloris asiatica (Cape golden mole), 642 nucleotides. It is a transcript of the gene EEF1AKMT1, whose product is annotated as N-6 adenine-specific DNA methyltransferase 2 (putative). Lineage: Eukaryota; Metazoa; Chordata; Mammalia; Afrosoricida; Chrysochloridae. The transcript is spliced from 4 exons. The coding region runs from base 1 to 642 and encodes 213 amino acids. Gene Ontology annotation, molecular function: nucleic acid binding; protein-lysine N-methyltransferase activity. Gene Ontology annotation, biological process: methylation. The record is from RefSeq and is a predicted model, not a curated record.
AUGAGUGAUUCCGAUGAUGAUAUCCCCCAACUUUCGUCCCACACCUUAGCAGCUCUCCAGGAGUUUUAUGCUGAGCAGAAGCAACAAACUGACCCAGGUGGGGAUGAUAAAUAUAACAUUGGAAUAAUAGAAGAGGAUUGGCAACUGAGCCAGUUUUGGUACAGCCCAGAAACGGCUCUCCGGCUUGCGGAGGAAGCACUUGCAGUCGCUGGAGAAGGUGGCAGGAUAGCAUGUGUGAGCGCCCCCAGUGUUUACCAGAAACUAAGGGAAUUGCAUAGAGAAGACUUGUCUGUGUACCUCUUCGAAUAUGACAAACGAUUUGCCAUCUACGGAGAGGAGUUUGUCUUCUACGAUUAUAAUAACCCCUUGGAUUUACCCCAGAAAAUCAUCGCGCACAGCUUUGACAUUGUAGUAGCGGAUCCUCCAUAUCUUUCUGAGGAAUGUCUUCAAAAAAUGGCGGAAACUGCCCAGUAUCUGUCUCAGGGCAAGAUUCUGCUGUGCACAGGCGCCAUCAUGGAGGAAGCAGCAGCAGGCCUUCUUGGAGUGAAAAUGUGCAAGUUCAUUCCCAAACACACCCGGAACCUGGCAAACGAGUUUCGCUGUUAUGUGAAUUAUGAUUCUGGACUUGACAGUGAGAGCUAG